Messenger RNA from Platichthys flesus (European flounder), 2423 nucleotides. RefSeq lists its product as uncharacterized. The transcript has 13 exons. Gene Ontology annotation, molecular function: protein binding. Bases 100 to 1878 code for a protein of 592 amino acids. NCBI's taxonomy places the organism in Eukaryota, Metazoa, Chordata, Actinopteri, Pleuronectiformes, Pleuronectidae. The record is from RefSeq and is a predicted model, not a curated record.
GUGACAACUUGCGCCAAAUUUGCAGGCGUGUUGUUUAGCGGCAGCAGAGAUUUUACAAUCUGACUCCGAACAAACAACAACAACAACAAGAACAACAAGAUGGUGAAGAUGAACUUCUAUGUGCUCUGGUCCCUGCGUGACGCUCCACGCCAGUUCAUCAGCAAAUCCACCCGGAGAUGUUUCCAGGUCCACGUGCCGCUGCCGCUGCCCAAACAGCUCGUCAUCUUCGGCCUGGGCGAGUGGAGAGGAGGUGGCACCGCCACCAUCUCAGUGGAGGUGGUGGUCAGUGCGGAGCUGCAGGCCCAGAGGAUCGGGACCCUGACAUCUCAGGCAAGGUGUCUUACCUGGGAGGGAGACUGGAACCCGGACAUCGCCUCUGUGGCAGCAGAGAGGGGCCGGAGAGGAGUUUAUGGCAAGAUUGUUCUCACAGUGUGUGAAGAGACUGUUGACAAUGCUGUGACGACUUGUGACUGGUCACAGGAUGAAUCCAGCGUCCUCAGCAGCACUCCUCUGGCUCAAAGGAAGUGUCUUUUCCCGGAGCAGCACAAUGCAACUGAUCUUGGCAGCACUCUGCACCACGCUGCUGAAAAUGAUACGGUUACAACCAAUUCCUCACAGUUGUGUGACAGUGUUUCUUUUGCCGAGAUCCAAGUGCGCAAAAUUUACACCAGUUCCAUCACAGUGGCCAACAAACCCACAUUUUGGCCCACGGAGAAGACACCGAGGCGGACGGUGAUCAGUAAAAGAGGCCACAUGACCUGGAGCUCUGAGGACAUGGACAGUCUCACUGAGGACACAGACCAGGCUUCAACCCCAAAGAAAAAAAGGCUGUACAGGAUGAACAGCAAGGAAGGACUGACAGCGCAGAUAAAGAGUGACAACAGAAAAGUUUCAGUGUGUCCAUCGACGCGCUGGAGCCACACGAUGUGUCUGAGCGACCCCGACACCGCCGUCCUCAUCGGGGGAGAGACGGCAGAUCAAAACUACUGCAAGGAUUCCCUGUGGAAGCUUGAGUUAGACAGUGACUUCUGGUUCCCCAUGAACUCCUCUGCCUCUGGACCUGUUCCACUUUGUGCCCGAGGACACUCUGCGACCUACGACCCAGACUCCAAGUCGGUGUUUGUGUACGGGGGCCUGAGGGAGGGUCAGCGCUACAGUGAGCUGUACAUCCUCAACACUCUGACCUGGAAGUGGAAGCUUGUCACUGCGAAGGGGAACAUUCCAACUCUGGCGUAUCACUCUGCACUGUUCUACAAGAAGGAGCUGUUUGUGUUCGGUGGAGUCCAUCCGGGACAUCCGUCCGGGGAGAAGUCCUGCAGCAAUGCUCUGUACAUCUUCAACCCAGAGUUUGAGCUCUGGUACCAGCCCAUCGUGGAGGGCGACAAACCUCUGCCUCGGUUUGGGCACUCAGCCACGCUUCUCUCGCAGAAGUUGAUGAUAUUCGGUGGCAGGAAGACUGCAACCUACCUCAAUGAUCUCCACGUUCUAGAUCUGGGAUUUAUGGAGUACACAGCUGUGAAGUGUGGGAACAUGCCCCCGUUGCCUCGAGGGUUUCAUGCGGCGGUCCCAGUUUCAGACAACAGGAUUUUAAUCAGUGGCGGCUGCAGUUCGAUCGGAACGCUCCAAGACGUACACGUCUUCAGCACUGAUACCAACAUGUGGAGUUCGGUGGUGUCUCCCGUGCUUUGCUCCAAACCUCGUGCUGGACACAGCAUGCUGAGUUUGAGCUGCUCCGUCCUGACCGACACUGAGAAGCACGAGCCGAGUGAAGACGUCAGAGUUUACUGCACAGUGCUGGUGUUUGGUGGGUCCGACUGCUCCGGUACCUUCUACAACGACACACUUAAGUGCACAGUGGAGCUUCCUGGAGGAAAGUGAUGGAUCGUCAGAGAAAUUUCAGGACAAUAGAUUUUAGUUUUUUUUGGUCUUCGAACAGAUUGAGGAUGAUGCUGUGACCUCCAAGUUUGUUUUACUCCACAGUUCUCUCUUCUGUCUUUCUUUGCAUGUUAUUUAAUUGUAAUUUGACUACUUAGUCUUUACUGUUUUUGUAUUCCUUUAUUUCAUUCUUUUAUUAAAUCCUCUUCAGUAAAGAGUUAUUUUUCCACCAUGCAGCCAACAGUGUGCAGGUGGUGGGGUGGCCACUUUGCAUAACAAAUCUGAUUUGCAUGUUUUGCACGUAACACCCAUAUCAGUAUAUAAUGAUAGCAAAAUGCUGGACUGUCCUUUUAAAAAAGUAAUUUUAUAUUAAAUAUUUUAAGCCAACAGUCUCUUCACUCUUUGAAAUGUUUUGUACAGUAACAACAGUCAAAGUAUUAUUUUCAAAGUGUUUUAUUAAAGAAAGCAUCAUAUUACAUGUGUAUAGCUGUUAUGUGCGAAGAUCGGAAGGCGUGUCUGGUUGGCAAGACGGGUGGCUCACUUUGAAA